GCCGCGUCGGCCGCAGGAAGAUGGCGGGGCUGCGGCUGGGGCUGGGGCCGGCCAAGGAGCCGCUGGGGCUGUUUUUCUCCAUCUUCGCCUUCGCCACCUGCGGGGGGUACAGCGGGAAAGUCUCCUACUGGGUGAGCUGCAACGGAAAACCCAACGUUACCGUCACGGUGCCGUUCGGUUACCCGUUCCGGUUGAACCAGGCCGUCUUCACGCCGCCGACGGCCGAGCUGUGCAACAAGACGGAGCCGGGGGAGGUGCACCUGGUGGGCGACUUCUCCUCCUCGGCCCAGUUCUUCGUCACCGUCGCCGUCUUCGCCUUCCUCUACAGCAUGGCCGCCCUCGCCGUCUACCUGGGCUACUUCCACCUCUACCGGGGGGCGGGCGGGAAGCUGCCCUUGGCGGACUUCCUGGCCACCGUGGCCUUCUCCUUCCUGUGGCUGGUGAGCACCUCGGCGUGGGCCAAGGCCCUGACGGACGUCAAGAUCUCGACGGGCGCCCCCCUGCCCAACUGCAGCGGCCCCCGCGUCGCCUGCUACCACGCGGGGGUCAGCCCCAUGGGGUCCCUCAACGUCUCCGUGGUCUUCGGCUUCCUCAACCUCGUCCUCUGGGCCGGCAGCUCCUGGUUACUCAUUGGUGGGCGAGUUGACCGAGACCUGCUGGUGAUUGGUCCAGGCUUGGGCUCACCUCUUCCUCACGAGUCCUCCUCAAUGCGUCUUGACCGCCGGUGGCCAUCUUACUCCGCGCCCAACCCUCUCCUACUCCUUCCUCUCAGGGCUCCACCCCCGGGGGAGGGGGGGGGACACCUCCGGCUCCCCCUGCCCGUGUCCCCAACUCCUCCUGCCCUCGGGGGACCGGGCAGGGACGAACACUACAGCCCCCGCCCCGAUGCUUCUUCCUACUUUUGGGGGGCAGAGUUACGGUGACCUCGUGGCCCCGUGGGGGCGAGCGUAGCCCAGGCGAUCCCUCGUGGGCGGAGCUUCGUUCCCCUCCCACCCCCCGUUAUCUGCUGUUACGGGAACGUG
Messenger RNA from Cygnus atratus (black swan), 1022 nucleotides. Its product is annotated as synaptophysin-like protein 1. The record is from RefSeq and is a predicted model, not a curated record. NCBI's taxonomy places the organism in Eukaryota, Metazoa, Chordata, Aves, Anseriformes, Anatidae. The transcript is spliced from 6 exons. Gene Ontology annotation, cellular component: synaptic vesicle membrane; synaptic vesicle. The coding region runs from base 21 to 923 and encodes 300 amino acids.